Molecule: messenger RNA, 2585 nt
Organism: Eriocheir sinensis (Chinese mitten crab)
Lineage: Eukaryota; Metazoa; Arthropoda; Malacostraca; Decapoda; Varunidae
Gene: Slimp
Product: serine--tRNA synthetase-like protein Slimp
Exons: 1
Coding region: 6-1448 (480 amino acids)
Biological process (GO): mitochondrial seryl-tRNA aminoacylation
Cellular component (GO): mitochondrion
Molecular function (GO): tRNA binding; ATP binding; serine-tRNA ligase activity
Source: RefSeq, a predicted model, not a curated record
UCACAAUGAGGUGGGGCCAGACAGCAGGACUAGUGGGAAGGCAUCUCCACGGGCUGUGCACCCAGCGUGGGGGUGUCUCCACUACAAGAAAAGCUCGACUUUCAUGGACUGCAAACCUUUGCAGCGAGGAAGUAUCCUCAGCUCUGUAUGUUCCUGGAAGCAAAGGAACAACUGUUGAUGGUGUUGUGUCUCCAUACUUGGACUUCUCUAAGCAGUUUGAGGACAUUGGUGCAUUAGAGCGUUCCAUCUCCCAACGUGACAUGCAUGUUGACAUAACGGAAAUAGUUAAAAAGUGGUCAGAGUGGAGAGAAUUAGAGGAACAUAAAACAGACCUUGAAGAGAGAAGGGCGACAAUCACAAAGGCCUUGAAUGUUUUAAAGAGUAAUCCAAAAAAUAAAGACAGAAUCAAUGAACUGAAAGAACACGGUAAGACAGUUAGAAAUGAAGUGAAGGCUCUGACACACAAGCUUUGGGAUUUGCAGGAAGUAGCUGUUAUUUCUGCUCUUAGUCUUCCCAAUAAUUUACAUGAUUCAACUGGUAGUGAUGAUAAAGUACUUUUUAGUCUGUCCAGGAAACCACAUUUUCAUUUUCAACCAAGAAGCCAUGUAGAUUUAGGAGUCAGGUCCAGAGAAUUAGAAUUUGUGGAUAAUUCCCCAACAGCUUACUACUUAAAGAACAAACUUGCCUUGCUUGAGCUUGUAUGUAAUGACCACUUCUUAAGCCCACUGCGAGACCAAGGUUUCUUAAUGAUGUCCAACUCAGAUUUUGUCAAGGCUGCUAUUGUGGAGGGCUGUGGCGUGCAUCAUGGAGACAGGACGCAGCAUAACGAACUGUCCGCAGGCAUGGGACAUGAAACCAGUAGUCACCUGCAUCUUGUGGGAGGAGGGUCACUACACGCAUUCGCAGCAUACUUCACAAAACAGAUCAUUGACAAAAGUGACCAUUUGCCGGUAAAAGUUGCCACAGUCGGACGUCACUACAACCCUGCCAGUAAGAAACACCCUGGCCUUCUCGGGUGUAGGCAGUCAUCUGUUGUGGACGGGUUUGUACUGUACGAGGAUGUGGGUUUGCAGGAGAGGAAGCUACUCGAGGAAGUGAUGAUAACAAUGAUCCAAAGUUACUUGAGCAUAGGACUUCACUUCCAGGUGGUUCAGUACUCGGCCAAAAAAUUACAAACACAUGAAUCUGCAGCUAUAGGCUUCCUGAUGUUCUCGCCCCACACCGAGCAAUACCAUGAAGUGGGGAGGAUAUCCUUGUGUGGGGAUUACAUCAGCAGGCGGCUCUGGUCACUCUGUAAGAAGGAUAAGGCGGCGAGUUUUCUGUCGAUGCUCCACGUCCAGGCCUGUCACACGGCCCGAGUCUUGGCGCUCUUGGUGGAAAACAUGCAGGAGGAGAAUGGUACUUACAGUGUUCCGGGAUGUCUUCAGUCUGCUUUAGAUUCAUAUUAGAAUGUGAUUUAUAUUAAAGUAUGCAAUGUAAGUAGCGUGUGCUUAACAGAAAGUAGUGAUCUAAAGGUACAGGUAACUCAUUUCAUGCAAGUUCAAAUGACAUGUUUAUGGAGGCCCCUAAGUAAAAGAUAUAAUUCCUUACUCCAAACAUUUCACCUCCAUUAACCUGGUAGCAGCGGGGAUCAUGUUUCUUAAUGGUCCCUCUAGGCGAGAAAAAUGAGAAAAAAUCAUCCCUCACACAAACCAUUUCAUAAUAUAUAUUAAAGCAUUUGUGAUCAGUUUAUGUAUCAUCUAUUUUUGGGGGUUUAAAUCAUGGCACAAAUUUGGCCCGUUGCUGCUACACGGUAAAGCCACAAAUUUGGCCCAUCACUGCUACACGGUAAAGCCACAAAUUUGGCCCGUCGCUGCUACACAGUAAAGCCACAAAUUUGGCCCGUCGCUGCUACACGGUAAAGCCACAAAUUUGGCCCGUCGCUGCUACCGGGUUAAUAUGAACUAAACCCAGAGCCAGUGUGUUAAUUGUUUUUAGUGGGCAAAUAAGGAGGACAAGCUGUUGCCAAAAGAGAGGGACAACAGGUCACCAGUGAUUGUGGCAUUUUGUAACACAUGGUCAUCAUUUUCUAUAGCUACAUUGUGAAGCUCAUUUAACAUUAACACCUGCCCCUGGAAUGUAAACAGAUGUAUAAAAAUAAACCUGUACAUAUGUAAUAUUACUUAUUUUAUUGCACUGUGACGGGGGACGAAAGUAAACUGGGUGGGCGUGAUGACAAACUGUUAUUUCUAGAGGUGACAUCAAAUUGUUACAAAAGGCCAGUUUCUCCAGGCAGUGUAAGGUCCAAUAUGACCUUCACAAUAAAAUCCUGCUCAGUACAAAUUUAGCAACUGAAAGUGAGAUCUUAGUAUGUCUGGACACUGCUACAGUUCAAAUUUAUAAACCUUCAUUUUAUAAAUCUAUAAAUCAUUCCCAUUCUAUUUUAGGACUCAUUAGAAAGUUUGUACAAAAUGAUAAUUUAAAACCUUAUCAAAUAGCUCCAGUCUGCUUCAGUCCUUGCAUAAGUCAUUACACUCAUACAACAAUAAAUAUGUUUUUGAUGUCCAUUGUGAAGUGGAUGUAAAAUAAAUCACACAGCAACCUUU